This is a messenger RNA of Protobothrops mucrosquamatus (brown spotted pit viper), 1431 nucleotides long. It is a transcript of the gene ZBTB8B, whose product is annotated as zinc finger and BTB domain containing 8B. Bases 1 to 1431 code for a protein of 476 amino acids. The transcript is spliced from 3 exons. Gene Ontology annotation, molecular function: RNA polymerase II cis-regulatory region sequence-specific DNA binding; protein binding; DNA-binding transcription factor activity, RNA polymerase II-specific. The record is from RefSeq and is a predicted model, not a curated record. NCBI's taxonomy places the organism in Eukaryota, Metazoa, Chordata, Lepidosauria, Squamata, Viperidae. Gene Ontology annotation, biological process: regulation of transcription by RNA polymerase II.
AUGGAGAUGCAGUCUUACUAUGCCAAACUCCUGAGUGAGCUGAACGAGCAGCGGAAGAGGGACUUCUUUUGCGACUGCAGCAUCAUAGUGGAAGGGAGGAUUUUCAAGGCCCACAAGAACAUUCUCUUUGCCAACAGCGGCUACUUCCGAGCUCUGUUGAUCCACUACAUUCAGGACAGUGGCCGGCACAGCACAGCUUCCCUGGACAUUGUGACCUCAGAGGCCUUCUCCAUUAUCCUGGACUUUCUUUAUUCAGGUAAGCUGGACCUUUGUGGGGAAAAUGUGAUUGAGGUCAUGUCCGCCGCCAGCUACUUGCAGAUGACUGACGUGGUCAACUUCUGCAAGACGUACAUCCGGUCGUCAUUGGACAUCUGCAGGAAGAUCGAGCGAGAAGCUGCCUUCUACCAGGCGGACAGCAGGAGCCCCACUAGCUCUGCCCGCCAAGGCCCAUCCUGCGGUGCCAAGGCCCAGGGCUCAGCCUCCGCUUCCUCUCUGCAGGACAAGGAAGGUGUCCCGGACUGCCCACAAGGGCCUCCUCCCUGUGGGGACUGCAGCAGCUUCCAUCCUCACCUGGACCUCCUGGCCAGGGACCCUGCUGGCCGCGAGUCUCCGGACGACACCGGCUUCUUGGCACCCAAGGCGAUUGAGCCAAAGGUCGAGUUUGAUGUGGACGAGGUGGAAGUUGGGGAGCGGCUGCAGCAGUACCCCACUCCCUUGACGAUCGAGCAGAUGGAAGAGGGGCUUCACAGGGGGCAGGCCAUGGACCUGGCCUGCAGCAGCUACCACAUGAAGCAGGUUCUCGAAGCCUUGCUGCGCAACAGCGCCUCCCAAAGGAAAGACGAGGUGGUCCACCCUUUUGUGCGUGGCUUUGAGGGCCGGUCGGAAGAUGCCGGCCUGCCCAUGAGCUCCAUGAUGGACAUUCACAGUGACUGGUAUGGAGAGGACACAGGUGAUGUUCUCGUGGUGCCCAUCAAGCUGCACAAGUGCCCGUUUUGCCCCUACACGGCAAAGCAGAAGGGCAUCCUCAAGCGCCACAUCCGGUCCCACACCGGCGAGAGGCCCUACCCCUGCGAAGUCUGCGGCAAGCGCUUUACGCGCCAGGAGCACCUCCGGAGCCACGCCUUGAGUGUCCAUCGGUCCAGCAAGCCCAUUGUCUGCAAAGGCUGCCGGCGAACAUUCACCAGCAGCCUGACUCAAGGCUUGCGUCGCUUUGGCCUCUGCGACAGCUGCACGUGCGUCACCACCACGCAAGAGGAUUCACUGCCCAUCCACCUCCGCCUCAUGGAGCCUUCCUCCGGAGGGCCGGGGAAGAGCGACCCGGACAACGAGUGGCCCAUCUACGUCGAAUCCGGGGACGAAAAAGAUCCGCCCGAGGAUGAGGAGGCCGACCCUGACCAUGAGCAGGGCCUCCAUCAAGAAGCACUGAUGUAG